UCCGAUUCUUCACUAGUUCACUUACCUUUAUUUUCUGCCCCAUUUCUGGAAUAUUUUCGAAAACUAAUAAGGAAAUUAAGAUGGACAUUUAGGGGUUUUGCCUAGUCAGCUGUUGCUAGUUUAGUUGCAGAAGAUGGGAUCUAAUAUAAACUUCAAGAACUUUGGUGAUGUGCAAAAUGGGGAUGUAAAUGGUGGGAGGCUAGCUGGGAAUUUCUCGCUGGCUCGUCAGAGUUCUGUGUACUCCCUGACGUUUGAUGAGUUCCAGAACACCAUGGGAGGACUUGGGAAGGAUUUUGGGUCGAUGAACAUGGAUGAGCUUUUGAAGAAUAUAUGGAGUGCUGAAGAGACUCAAGGAAUUGCAUUUACUUCUGGGGCAGGGGAGGGAAAUGCCCCUAUGGGGAAUUUGCAGAGACAAGGCUCAUUGACCCUGCCUCGGACACUUAGUCAGAAGACAGUUGAUGAUGUUUGGAAAGAAUUGAUUAGGGAGAGUGGUGAUGCUAGAUUUAGUAAUGUUGGUGGGGGGUCGAAUUUGCCACAGGAACAAAGACAGCAGACUUUGGGGGAGAUGACUCUGGAGGAGUUUUUGGCCAGAGCAGGGGUGGUGCGAGAAGAUGCUCAAGAAAUGGCAAGGCCUGGUAAUGGUGGAUUCUUUGGUGAUAUGUUUCGUCAUAGUAACAACACUGGGGUAGCUCCUGGUUACCAGCAGGCAAGUCGAAACAAUGGUCUUAUGGGUAGUCGAGUAGAAAGUAACAAUAUUUCGGUUCCUAAUCAGUCUCCUAUGAAUGCUGGUGGAGUGAGAACUUCGCAGCAGCAAACGCACCAGCUUCCCAUGCAGCAGCAGCAGCAGCAGUUAAUCUUUCCCAAGCCUGCAACUUUGUCUUUUCCCCCUUCUAUGCAUAUGGUAAGCAAUGCUCAGCUAGCUAGCCCAAGAAGUAGGGGACUAAUGUCUGCAGUUGUGGAGCCUUCUAGGAACACAGCUUUCUCUCAAGGUGGUGGGUUUCCAGGUGUUGGGAUUGGAAUGGGUGGUUUAGGUGCUGGAGGUGUUACAGUUGCAUCAAAAUCUCCCGUAAAUCAUAUAUCACCAGAUAUCAUUGCUAAGAGCAAUGCAGAUACUUCUUCAUUGUCACCAGUUCCUUACGUGUUUACUCGUGGAAGGAAAGCCAAUGGAACUCUGGAGAAAGUAGUUGAGAGAAGGCAAAGGAGAAUGAUAAAGAACAGAGAAUCUGCUGCAAGGUCUCGAGCUCGUAAGCAGGCCUACACCUUGGAACUAGAGGCAGAAGUGCAAAAACUUAAAGAAAUGAAUGAAGAAUUACACCAAAAAAAGGCUGAAAUUAUGGAAAUGCAGAAAGAUCAGAUUUUAGAGACAAUGAAGCGAAAAUGGGGAGGUAAAAGGCCGUGCUUGAGGCGAACACUGACUGGCCCUUGGUAAUUUUGUUGAGUUUUACUGCAUCCAAUCUUAUACUUCAAAAACUAGGUAAUAGCUGUAUGUAUAGGAGCGGAGUUGUGAGUUGUAAAAUUAAGACCAUGGUUAAUCUCAUCUUGUAGAUCAAACUCUUGUAUUUGUGUAAUCUCUUGCUUCUAUUGCAAAUCAAAUAUAGAGAUACUUAAGAGAUAA
Messenger RNA from Argentina anserina (silverweed cinquefoil), 1615 nucleotides. RefSeq names its product ABSCISIC ACID-INSENSITIVE 5-like protein 7. The transcript is spliced from 5 exons. Gene Ontology annotation, biological process: positive regulation of DNA-templated transcription. Gene Ontology annotation, cellular component: nucleus. The coding region runs from base 134 to 1429 and encodes 431 amino acids. Gene Ontology annotation, molecular function: DNA-binding transcription factor activity. The record is from RefSeq and is a predicted model, not a curated record. Lineage: Eukaryota; Viridiplantae; Streptophyta; Magnoliopsida; Rosales; Rosaceae.